Teleopsis dalmanni is the source of this 2322-nucleotide messenger RNA. RefSeq lists its product as uncharacterized. Gene Ontology annotation, biological process: proteolysis. The record is from RefSeq and is a predicted model, not a curated record. Gene Ontology annotation, molecular function: aspartic-type endopeptidase activity. The transcript has a single exon. Bases 1 to 2322 code for a protein of 773 amino acids. Lineage: Eukaryota; Metazoa; Arthropoda; Insecta; Diptera; Diopsidae.
AUGAAUGAUUAUGAUGAGAUUGAAGACCAAUACGAUAAGGCGUUAGAUGAAUUAGCCAAUAAAAUGGAAAAAUUACGUGAGGGGAACAACGUUAAGCUUGACUGCAUUAGAAUCCCAAAUUUCAACGGUAAUAUUGAAGAAUGGUCGUCUUUUCAUGAUCUAUAUAAAAGGCUUAUCCAUGAGGAUGGAAAAAUUUCGAAUGUUGAGAAAAUGUAUCGACUCAAAACAUUAGUAAAAGGAGAAGCAAGCAAGCUGAUACAACAUCUACCGGUGUCGGAAUUGAAUUAUGCUGUAGCUUGGGAGAUUUUGUCGCAAAGGUACGAAAAUGAAAGAAUGUUGUUUACAAUAUUGGUCGAUAAAUUGCUCGAUCAACCAUCUGUAUAUAAUGAUUCAGCGUCAAGUUUGAAAAAGUUGCUUGACACAUCGAUAGAAUGUAUCCAGGGGCUGAAGGCAAUGGGUAUAAAAACGAAUGAAGCAGAUCCAAUAAUAGCAAGGAUUAUAAUCAGGAAGUUGGAUAAGGAAGGAUUACGGCUAUUUGAGCAAAAUAUAAAAAGGACAAAGGAGAUUCAAAAAAUGGACGAUGUAUUACAGUUUCUGGAGCAGCAAUACCAAGCAGCAGAGGCGAUUAAAUCUAAGAAACAAACUAAUAAUGUAAAGUCUUUUCAAAAAACAACAGCGACAACUAUAGUAGCAAAUGAUUACCAGUGCUUUUACUGCAACAAAAAAGAACAUAUGGCAAUAAAGUGUUAUGAGUUUCUAAAGCUACAAGUCAAGGACAAAAAUACAUGGGUAAAAGACGCUAAAAUUUGUCGCGUCUGUUUAUCGCAUAAAACUACAAAAAGAUGCAAUAGUAAGACAAAAUGUCAAGAUUGUGGGAAGUGGCAUAAUACUCUUUUGCACAUUAAUUCAGGGCAAAAUAAUAACACAUCAACAUUAACAAUGAAUACGGGCACAGCAGAAAAUGUGUUACUUGCAACGGCGCAAGUGCGCGUAAAAAGUGUUCAAGGUGAGAUGAUUAUGUUAAGGGCACUAAUUGACCAAGGGUCGCAAACUACAGCUGUAUCAGAAGAAGCGGCACAAAUAUUAAAUUUACCAAGGAAAAAAGUAAAAAUGGAGGUGCAAGGGCUUGGAGGAACACCGGUUGGCGUUGCAAAGGCAAAAAUAAAUCUUCAAAUUCACCCACGAUUCACCAGUAAAUAUAAAAUAAAUGCAGAAGCAUUAAUUUUACCAUCAUUGGUAUCUUGUCAACCGGAUAAAACCUUUAGCUAUAAUAUAGAUAAGUGGGAAAAUAUGACCUUGGCGGACCCAAAUUUUAAUAAAUCCGAUAGAAUUGACAUAAUCAUAGGAAGCGAUCUUUACGGAGAAAUUCUUGAAGGCGGUCUACUUAAAAAAGAUAAAAUAUUGGCGCAAUCAACAAAGUUCGGCUGGAUAUUAUCAGGUAUUUUACAAGCAAAAAGAAGCAUUAAAGGAUUCAUCUCUUCCAACGUCGUCAACAUAGAAAAGUUUUGGGAAAUAGAAGAAAUUCCAGAGGAUGAAGAUUCAUCGGAAGACGGAUAUUGUAUGAAAAAUUAUGCUCCGACAACUACCAAAAAUGAAGAUGGACGAUUUGUAGUUGAGUUACCUUUCAAAGAAGAACACCAACUUGGCGACUCAUACAAAAUGGCGAUGGCACGAUUCAUAAAUUUGGAAAGAAGAUUACAGGCAAACCCAUCAUUAAAGAGAGAAUAUGUCGAAUUCAUGAAAGAGUAUCUAGCUGAUGGACAUAUGAAAAAAGUAAGUUCAAAAAGACAGGGAAAAUAUUAUCUACCUCACCAAGCAGUAGUAAGAGCGAAUAGUAUCACUACUAAGGUGAGAGUAGUUUUUGAUGCUUCGGCAAAGACCACGAAUAAAAAUAGUUUAAAUGAUGUAUUAUAUGUUGGCCCAAGGUUGCAAAGGGAUAUCUUUGAUAUAUUGUUGAAGUUUCGACUGAAAAAAUUUGCCAUAGUUGCUGACAUAGAAAAAAUAUAUAGACAAAUAUGGGUGAGUAAAAAUAAUCAGAAAUACCAACAUAUUUUGUGGAGAAGCGAGAUUAAUCAGCCAAUUGAAGAAUACAAGUUAGCAACUGUAACUUACGGUAUUGCCCCUGCUUCAUUUUUAGCUAUAAGAACUUUAUUUGAAAUAGCAAAUGAAUGUCAGGAUAAUCAGAUAUCGAAAAUAAUUAAAGACGAUUUUUAUAUGGACGAUCUUCUAACUGGCGGUGAUACAAGAGUGCAAAAGAAUUCGGCUAAGGAUAUCGGCACAUUUGGAGAAGUAUGGAUUUCAUUUGAGAAAAUGGUGCUCUAA